UCCGUGCAGUGAGCAUGUUUGUACGCCAGACAUCGUCGUUGGUCGGUUGUCGUCAUCGCUAUCGCUAUCGCUGCCACAUAGCCGUCGUUUCGCGAACAACAUCCAUCGACUCGCCGCCGUUGCCGUCGCCUUUUCGGAUGCGAGACUCUUAAAUCCCUCGGAAUACCAUUUCGAAGAAAACGCGUGGAUAGGCCAGGAUCUACACGUAAAUUCACCGUAAAAAAGAAACCCAGUGUGUUCUGUGCCGCGUUCAUAAUUGAGAGUAAUUCAAAGCAAAACUUCAUGGAAUAAAUAACACCGUACAAGUGCCUUACACAAAAAUAAUAUAUCCACGCUCAAUGCCGGAAACUUCUUGAGUCUGGCACCCAAAAGCGCUCGCUCUCAAGAUCCCUAACCCACAAAAAAUCUCGAGUGUGCUUCGCCGAGUGUCCUGUCAGCCAAAUAUAUGGUAAUGGCAGAGAUUGGUGGCCAUUUGGCUCACCAGCUACCGUUGCACAAUCACAACCACAAUCAAACUGGAUUACAGCCAUCGCUGGUGAUGAACCAUCACCUGGAUUUGGAUUGUCAUGGACACGAUGUGAUAAAAAAACAACGGCUAUCUCACUGCGUCGGCUGUGGAGGCCAAAUCCACGAUCAGUAUAUCUUGCGCGUUGCCCCCGAUCUCGAGUGGCAUGCGGCGUGUCUGAAGUGCCAGGAGUGCAGGCAGUUCCUGGACGAAAGCUGUACGUGUUUUGUGCGCGAUGGCAAAACCUACUGCAAGCGUGAUUAUGUUAGGUUAUUUGGUACAAAAUGUGAUAAAUGCGGCAACUCCUUCAGCAAAAAUGACUUUGUGAUGCGGGCCAAAACGAAAAUCUUUCACAUCGAGUGUUUUCGAUGCUCUGCGUGUGCGCGACAAUUGCUGCCAGGUGAUGAAUUCGCGUUACGCGAUGCCGGAGCUUUAUAUUGCAAGGAGGAUCACGAUGUGCUGGAGAAAUCGUCGCAGAGCAGCCUCACUUCUUCGUCGGUGGAGAGCAACAACAAUAUUAGCAGUAGUAACAACAACAACACCAACCUUAGCAAUAACAACCAUUCCAGCGAAUUGGGUUCAAUGUCAGAUUCUGGCAGCGAAUCGGGCUCACACAAAAGUAUUAGGGAAAAGCGACCCUCGGGGCCCUCGGAUGGCAAGCCAACGCGAGUUCGGACCGUGCUCAAUGAGAAACAGCUGCAUACGCUCAGAACCUGCUACAAUGCUAAUCCGCGACCUGAUGCGCUCAUGAAGGAGCAGUUGGUGGAGAUGACGAGUCUUUCCCCGCGAGUCAUCCGCGUGUGGUUCCAAAACAAGCGCUGCAAGGACAAGAAGAAGACCAUUCAGAUGAAGCUGCAAAUGCAGCAGGAGAAGGAGGGUCGCAAAUUGGGCUAUGGCGCCAUGCAGGGCAUCCCCAUGAUCGCCAGCUCCCCGGUUCGACAUGACUCCCCUCUGAACCUUCAGGGUCUGGAUGUGCAGACAUAUCAACCGCCGUGGAAAGCCUUAAGCGAUUUCGCCCUUCACGCCGAUCUCGACAGCAAUGGAGCGAUCAACACCCACACGCCCGCAUUUCAGCAGCUGGUCAAUCAGAUGCACGGCUACGACCUGAACGGGAUGCCCAUCCUGCCGCCGCAUCCGCACGCGCAUCCUGGCCAAGGACCUCCCCACCAGCAUCCACCGCCCCCCGGCGGACCGCACAAUCACCAGAACCAGCAGCCGAACCAGCAGCCCGGGGGCAGCAGCCUGGACUCCGGCAUCACCUCGCACCACCAUCCGGACAGCACCGACUCCUACGUGACCUACCUGGAGAGCGAUGACAAAUCCAAACUGGCGCUGACCCCGUCGUCCUCCUCAUCGGCCUCGGCGGGCACAUCGAUCUCCUCGCCGCCAUCGGGUGUUGGAGCCGGGGGUGGUGGCGCCGUGGGCGGUGGUGCAGGUGUCCUGGGCUUGGGCGUGGGAGUGGUGUCCAGUCAGUCGGCCACCGAGCAGCUCAUGCAAAUGCUCCAGAAGGUAACCGGCUCCGCUUCCCCCGCCUCGCAUGCGGUGCUCUAAAAAGCAAGCAGGAAGCUGGAUCGGAAGGAGCUACAGUCGAACUUCACUAACUUGAAAAGUUGUCUUAGAAAAAAUUAAGCGCAAUAAAUUUAAUUUUGAUGAAAAGUUCCGUUUAAAAUUACACAACAAGUAUAUUUAACCUUUAAAAUACUAUUUUAUUCAUUCUUGUAUUGACUUUAUUUCAAAAUGUUUUAGACAAAAACCUCAAACUUAAUUUAUAGCCCAGGAGUUGUUAUUUACGAAAUUUAUUUUAACAAUAUUUUUAUACAGCUAGGGAAGUUCGACUGUAUUUGGGGUUGUGCAAUUGUUUUUGCCCGUUUUUUAUUAAUCUACUCAUUUGUAUUCUGUAUAUUUAAUUUUAUUCUGUUUGAUUCGGUGCCAAAAAAUAGUCUGUAGGCCGUUGGCAUUUUGGGGAUAAUCUGGCUCUGGCUAUCCGGCUCAGUUGCACAUUUCGUUAUGUAACAUACACUUUUGUUGUUGAGUUCAAAAAAAAUAAACACAAAAAAAAAUUAAAUUAAAGUAAGCUAAACAAAAAUGCUCACACACUUGAAAAGUUUUUACAAUAAUUUUUGACACGAAAACAAAAAAAAAAUUAUGAUAACAAAAGGAAAACAGUUACUUCGCAUCAAGUAGGGAAUUUCAUUAAACAUAAAUUUGUAAAUAACUUUUAUAUAUACAUAAUAAACGAAUAUAUUUUCAUUCAAAAUGCAAAAAACGAUCGUAAGCAUUCAAAAAACAAAAUGAGAAACUGAUCCGUGUGUAUUAUAUGGGAAAAUAAAAUCCGAGGGGUAGCGAUAAACUAUAAAGACGCACUUGGCAAACUUGUAAAUCGAAUUAGCAACAACAAAAGCAUCUACGUCUAAGUUCGUAAAUUGUAUGGCAAAAGAAACACAAAAUUAUUACGAAUAAAUACAUGCAAAGAAGUGGGGAACUUUAUGUAAGUGAGAAACGAAAACUGUAACUAAAUCUAGACUUAUUUGUUAGUUUUUAAACAUUUCCGAAAUGCAUGAUAAAAUGAGGGAGACAACAAAUCCGGCAGCGGGAAGGCAAGAGAGAGAAAGCGAAAUGUACCAAGGAUGUUUAUAAGCUGUUUCGUAAAACAACUAAUGUAUUUUCAAUAAUAUUUAACUAAUAUUAAUAAUAAACAGUGCAUAAGUAAUUUUAGUAACUAUAGAAAAUGUUUAAAUGAAAUUACAAACGAAAAUAAAACCACAA
Molecule: messenger RNA, 3271 nt
Organism: Drosophila subpulchrella
Lineage: Eukaryota; Metazoa; Arthropoda; Insecta; Diptera; Drosophilidae
Gene: tup
Product: insulin gene enhancer protein isl-1
Exons: 9
Coding region: 446-2056 (536 amino acids)
Biological process (GO): neuron fate specification; axonogenesis; positive regulation of transcription by RNA polymerase II
Cellular component (GO): nucleus
Molecular function (GO): cis-regulatory region sequence-specific DNA binding; DNA-binding transcription factor activity, RNA polymerase II-specific
Source: RefSeq, a predicted model, not a curated record